This is a messenger RNA of Candidozyma duobushaemuli, 831 nucleotides long. RefSeq names its product pyrroline-5-carboxylate reductase (gene PRO3). The record is from RefSeq and is a predicted model, not a curated record. The transcript has a single exon. Lineage: Eukaryota; Fungi; Ascomycota; Pichiomycetes; Serinales; Metschnikowiaceae. The coding region runs from base 1 to 831 and encodes 276 amino acids. Gene Ontology annotation, biological process: L-proline biosynthetic process. Gene Ontology annotation, molecular function: pyrroline-5-carboxylate reductase activity.
AUGGCCAUUCAAGACGGAUAUACCCUUUUGGUGCUCGGCGCCGGCGUCAUGGGCACCGCUGUUACUGCGGCUGUUACCGAUUCGAAAAUGAAGCCAUUCCCAGGAAAAGUGAUCUUGUGCUCUCAGCUGGAGAAGUCUGAAAAACGUCUCAAGAGCCAGUUCACCCAGGACUUUGUCGAGGUUAUUGUCGAUGUGGAGAAGAAAAAGAAGGCAAUUGAGACUGCUGAUGUUGUUCUUUUGGGCUGUAAGCCUUUCCACUUCGAGGCGGUCCAUGCCCAGGUCAAAGACAACCUCAAGCACAACCCAUUGGUCAUUUCCCUCUUGGCUGGUGUCACAAUUGACAACUUGUCCAUUUUCUCCGAUAAAAUUGCCAGAGUGAUGACCAACACUCCUGCCCAAUUUGGCGCUGGAAUGGCUGCUGUGGCUCUUUCUGAGAAAGCCAGUGAGUACAAGCAGUUCGUCAACGAUUUCGCUGGAUGUGUGGGAGCUGCGCUGGAAAUCCCUGAAAAGAACAUGGAUGCCGCUACAGCUCUUAUUGGCUCUGGUCCUGCCAUGUGCUUGCUCAUGAUGGAGGCAUUGUACGAUGGAGGUGUCAGAAUGGGUCUUACUCACGAUGUCGCCAAAACUGCUGCUGCUAAAGUCAUGGAAGGCACUGCCAAGAUGGCUCUUGAAACCGGUGAGCAUCCUGCUGUGUUGAAGAGCAAGGUUUGUACUCCUGCUGGUACCACCAUCGGUGGUUUGUUGAAGUUGGAAGAUGCCGGUGUGAGAGGUUCCAUUGCCAGAGCUGUCGAAGAGGCGGCCAACAUCUCUGCUUCAUUUGCCAAAAAGUAA